Caenorhabditis sp. 36 PRJEB53466 is the source of this 1595-nucleotide messenger RNA. The record is from the annotation of a GenBank genome assembly. Lineage: Eukaryota; Metazoa; Nematoda; Chromadorea; Rhabditida; Rhabditidae.
AUGAUUUUGCUGGACAUUCAACAAACGUACGCGCAUGUCACAUUCGCGCUCUCAAUCUGCACAAACCUACUGCUCCUCUCGUUUUUGGUGUUUCGACGGAACACCAGUCUCGGCGGCUACAAAUAUCUCAUGUUCUCCUUCUCGUUUUUAGGCCUAUUCUUCUCAAUUGUCGACUUUUUGAACAAACCCGUAAGUUUUCUGGAGAUCAGUAGCGUAUGGUCGUCGCGUGAUUCAGAUGGUGCACAUCUACGGCGGAGCGUAUUUGGUGUUCAGUUUGAACUCUCUGGGUCUUCCUCACUCGUUGGCCAACUGGUUUAAUGCACUGAAUUGUGCUUGCUAUGGAAUGACUAUUUCUCUGCUCGCAGUUCAUUUUAUCUACAGGUACUUGACGGUUUGCAGGUGAGCUCUAGGUAUUGAAAUGCUCUAAAUAUCAUCUUCUUCCAGACCAAACCAGAUGAAUUGGUUUCUGUGGCCGCACGCCUCCAUCUGGAUCCUCUUUUGUUGUGAAAUCUCGUUCGAAUGGUGGAUCACUGCGGUGAUGUUCGCCGGCGAAACACCGGAAAUCGACAAGCUCGUCAAGUACGUGCUCUCCUCACCGAUUUCCCUAGACUAUUAGGCACUUGUCUUUCAGAGACUCUAUGCAGACGAACUAUAAUCUGAUGAAAGGCCAGUUCAUCUAUGCUUCCUCUUUGUAUUAUGUUAGUUUUUCAAUUUCAGAUUGUUUUAUUAUAGCUGUCGUGUUCAGAGAACCGAUGAGAAUGGAGCAAAACGAAUCUCUUGGCCGGACGUGCUUUUCGCAAUAAAUAUUGUCAAGCUGAUUGUGAGUUUGAGAUCAAAUCCUCCUGGGACUACUACAGUUCUUGGAAGUUUGAAUGCUGUUGUAAGGUGGCCCAGCUUCCAGGAACUACAGUACUCUCAGGAGUGGUGGUACAAACGAGUUGUUAACUGGAAAAAUAAAAUGCGAGGUAUGUAGAUGACACCCAAAAUGAUUCACAACAAUAUAAACCCACGAAGACGCAUUGUAGUUCUUCCAAAGUUGUUGCAUUCUUAGACUGCUUUGAAAACUUCUAGCUAUGCUAUGAACCCUUAAAGUUUACCUUUUCUUCAGCUGAAAAAACAUUGUUUUGGUGGCCUAGAAAUUCUCUUUGUUUUCAGAUUCGAGCAUUUUGAGCUCAGCACUACUAAAUCGGACAAUAUUUCAGAGCAUCUGCAUAACAAUCGUGUUCUUCUGCGGCAUUUCGACGUUCCGCAAACUUCGCUCACUGCGUCACACCUCGAAACGGACCACAAACCUCCAGCAGCAACUGUUCAAAGCGCUGGUGGCCCAGACCGUGAUCCCAAUGAUCACAAUGUUUCUGCCGGCCGGCGUCAUGUUGUUUGCGCCGCUUUUCGAGGCCACUCUCGGCUCGUACGAGGGCGUCAUCAUGACCGUAAUCACGACGUAUCCGUGCGUCGACCCCAUCGUCGUCAUCUUUUUCGUCAAAGACUAUCGACACGCGAUCUGGGAGUCGGUGCGCUGCCGACGGUGUCUGUUCAGCCAGGAUGUGCACUCGAUUCGAGGGACCGCCGUCUCGUUUGUCACUGAGCCCAUUUGA